GCCAGUCUACCUGUGUAGUGCGGGGAGGGAGGAUGUGCUGUGUAUGUCCUUAUGGCCAUAUUCAUUAACCAGGAAUUCUGCAAUGAGACCGCAGUGUUUAACAUAGUAGAUGCAGGGAUAGUGUCCCUAUGAGUGAGUGGGCUAGGAAAAUGACCUCAGCUAAGUUCGAGAGUGGUUGAGAUUUGUAAAAGUGCGCCCAAGAUCGUCGGAGCAGUGAUACUUGCCCUCGGGGCUCCCGUGGUUGUUUUUUUUUCUUUUUUUUUUUUAAUAUUGUGUAAGAAGUACAAGGCAACUAAUACAUCACUAUGGAUUACCGUACAAGAAGUAGUUUAACGCUCUACAUCUACAUCGUCUCGACAAUGAUAACAAAGGUGUGGAGCGCGGACGUGGUGAUCCAGAUCCCGCCCGAACGAGUGCGGGACCAGGACGGCUACUACCGCUUGGACUACUGGCCGCCGCAGGGCAUCCCUCAACCCAACACCACCUUCAUGCCCUCGGAAGUCGUGGCGGGCGUUAAGCUCACGCGGGCGCUCCCUGGCACCAAGUACGACUUCCAGCUCUACUACACCAACGCCACCAUCAACGACUACCCCACCUGGACGGCCUCCAUCACCACAGUACCGAAGCCGCCCACCAACCUGACCAUUCCCAGCAAGAAGGGCAAGAUGGUGUCCGUGACGUGGGACCCUCCCGUGAUCGGCGAGUACUCCGCCUUCAAGCUAAAGGUCAUCCCCCUGUCGGAGCCGCAGAACAGCAACAAGAACAUCAUCAUCACCGAGAGCCAGCUCCCCUUCCAGAUGCGGGAGCUCACGCCCGGCGCCUCGUACGAGCUACAGCUCUUCACCGUCUAUGAAAACAAGGAGAGCGCCGCCUACGUGGCCACCAACUUCACCACGCGUCCCAACGCCCCGGGCCGGUUCAUCGUGUGGUACAGGAACGAGACCACCAUGCUGGUGCUGUGGCAGCCGCCGUACCCGGCCGGGAUUUACUCUCACUACCGGGUGAGCAUCGACCCCAGCGACGCCGCCGACAGUGUCCUGAGCGUGAAGAAGGAGGGCGAGCCCCCCGGCCCCGCCCAGGCCGCCUUCCACGGCCUCGUCCCAGGUCGCGCGUACAACAUCACGGUGGAGACGGUGAGUCAGGACCAGAUCUCGGAGCCCACCACGGCCGAGUACCGCACCAUCCCGCUGCCGCCCCGCAACGUCACCUUCGACCUCAAGACGCUGACGCCCUACUCCUUCACCGUCCGCUGGGAGGCGCCCAAAGGAAGGGGGGAAUUCGACCGGUAUCAGCUGAGCCUGGACCAGAAGAAGCAGAUGCCGCUCAUCAUCAACGCGGACCAGCCUCGGGAGGCCACGUUCGACUCCACCGACGAUUCCAGCAUCGAGCCCGGACGCACCUACGACGUCCUCAUUAAGACGGUGUCGGGCAACGUGGCAUCCUGGCCCACCACGGGCAACGUGACCACGCGACCACUGAAGGUUUUGAAUCUGAGGAUUGAAGAUGAAUCGACUCCGGAAGUCAAGGUGGGCUGGGCACCAGACCCAGGCUCAACGCAGGAUCUCUACAAGGUGCUAUACCAAGAGGUAGAAGCUUUUAACGGAGAUUCACGCACAAGGAUGGUUGUAGAAGAAGUUGCAAGGGAGGAACUUUAUCCUGGCAGAAAUUACUCAGUGUCUGUCUCUGCUGUUUCAAAUAAUAUUGAAAGUGAAGCUGUUUCUCUCUACAUAGUCACUAAACCGGCAUCUCCAAUCAUUGAAGAGCUACAGCCAAUUCCUCGGGGCCUCAACAUAUCUUGGAAAAGUGAUGUUACUUCUCGCCAGGAUAAAUAUGCUGUAGUUUAUAUCAGAAAUGAUACAGGUGAACCUGUUACACGGAAGAUAGAGGAGGAGCAUGUUCUGUUAGAGGAUCUGUUCCCUGGAGCUGGAUAUGAGAUUAAAGUGUAUGCCAUAUCACACAAUCAGUGGAGUGAACCUCAUGUAUACUUUCAAGCAGUGUACCCAAAUCCUGUCCGCAAUCUGACAAUCAGUGACACCACAAAUACUUCUGUGAUCUUAGCAUGGCAGCCCCCAAUAGGGUCCUUAUUCACGCACUAUAUCGUUAGGUACCGAACUGUUGAAUCAAGAGACUGGGUUGUGCUGCAAGCAGUUAAUAAAACUGUAGCAGUUGUUGACCACUUGCAACCAGGAGAGCGUUAUGUAAUACAAGUUCGUUCAGUCUCUCAUCGUGUUGAAAGUUUCACUCCUCAAGAAGUUGAGCAUACUGUUCCACCAAACCCUGUAAGAGGAAUUACUCCAAUUCUUGAUUCUCAGAAUAUUACCUUUGAAUGGCCUAGACCAGAAGGCAGAAUUGAUUUAUAUACUAUUAUUUGGUGGAAUGAUGCUACUCCAGAUAGAAAGAAAUCCAAAGAAAUUCCAGGGACCCAAGCAACUGAAGGAAUAGAGAGAAAGUUGACCAUUUUGAUUGGAGAGCUGAGGCCAGGAGAGCUGUAUCAUUUCCAGGUAUAUACCACUGCUAAUGAAGUGAACAGCAAGGUUGCAGAACUCUCUAGCAGAACAAUGCCCGUCAUCACGUCAGAUAUAACUAUUGUUAAUCUGCUAGAAACCAGAUCAUUCACUAUCAGGUAUACUCCAACGCCACACUCUGUAGCAACUUUUGACACCUACAGAUUCAUGCUGUCUGAUCCAUCUAUACCUGUUAAGGAGAAAUCAGCAGUUGAUGAUGAUCGUAAGAUAAUAUUCAAUGGACUAGUGCCAGGUCGAUUGUAUAACAUCACAGCCUGGACAGUAUCAGGAAGUGUAACUAGCCAGCCACUCAUACGCCAAGAUCGACUGUAUCCUGAACCUGUCUCAAACAUCAGUGCUUCAGACAUAUCAGAUACUGAAAUUACUUUAUCAUGGAGUAAACCAAAUGGAGAUUAUGAUUCAUUUGAGGUGCAAUAUCUCCGUGAUAAGGAACUCUUUACCAAUAACACAAAGCAGGAUUCCAUUACCAUCACAAAAUUGCGACCACAUCGCAAUUAUACUUUUACUGUUCUUACUAGAGCUGGAAGCACUAAGAAGUCAACACCUGUGUCUGCAGCAUUUACAACAAGAGAAAGCACUCCUGGGAAGGUUGACGAAUUUGAACCAAUUGAAGUAAAACCCAACCAAAUCACAUUUAGGUGGUUAUUACCCCCUGAUGAGCAAAAUGGUGUUCUUUUAGGCUUCAACAUUAAAUAUGGAAUCAAGGAUACUGCUCCAAUAAAGGAAAGACAUUUUGGGCCUGAUGAACGGUCUGGUGAAAUCCCAGAUCUCAUCCCUGGGAAAACUUACUCCUUCCAAAUAGAGGCCACGACAAAGAUUGGUUCUGGACGCAUAAAAUAUUGGGAAGAAACCAUGCCAGUUUGGCCACCUCCUCAACCAGGCAUUCAGGUUUUCCCAACCGAAGUAUCCCGUACCUCAACUACUAUUCGUAUUCGUUACCGGAAAAAUUACUUUUCCGACCAAUAUGGGAAAGUUGUUGGAUACACCAUCAUCGUUGCAGAAGAUUCUUCCAAGCAAUCAGAAGGGCUUGAGUUACCUGCCUGGCAAGAUGUUCAGAGCUAUAAAUUCUGGCCUCCAUAUCAGGUUACAGAAAUGUACUAUCCAUUUAACAAAACACAAAUCGAAGAUUUUGAAAUUGGGAAUGAGGACUGUGAUAAUCGUGCUGGUUAUUGUAAUGGACCACUUAAACCAGGAACUACGUACAGGGUUAAAAUACGAGCUUAUACAGAAAGAACUAAGUUUGCUGACACACACUUCAGUCAUUCAAUUACAACAGAUUCAGAGAGUGGGAAUGUUGGGUUAGCAGUGGCAAUCCCAGUCCUCCUCCUUGUGUUGAUUGUAGUUAUGGUAAUGAUCAUAAGACGACGAAGAGCUUGUGGAUUCACAAAAAGGGCUCCAGAUCCAGGCAAUGACAUGCAUUCUCUUCCAGAUUCUAUAAUAGAAACAAGCCGUCCAGUGAAAUUGCCAGACUUCGUAGCACAUUACAGAUUUAUGUCUGCAGACUCAGAGUACCACUUCUCAGAAGAAUAUGAAGCACUCAGUCAUGUUGGAUGUGAUCUCCAGCGCAAUGCUGCAUAUAUGUCUGUCAAUCGCCCAAAGAAUCGUUUCACAAAUAUUUUGCCUUAUGACCAUUCUCGCUUCAAAUUGCAACCCACAGAUGAUGAAGAGGGGUCUGAUUAUGUCAAUGCAAAUUAUGUACCAGGUUAUAAUUCUCCAAGAGAGUUCAUAGUAAGCCAAGGUCCUCUUCUAUCCACCCGGGAUGAUUUCUGGAGAAUGUGUUGGGAAAGUAAUUCACGUGCUAUUGUGAUGCUGACACGCUGUAUAGAAAAGGGUCGUGAAAAAUGUGACCAUUAUUGGCCCUAUAACACACAACCUGUUCGUUACGGAGAUAUUCAAGUGACUAUCCUCAAUGAGAGUCGUUUCCCAGACUGGACCAUCUCGGAAUUCAGAGUUUGCAAGGGAGAUGUUUGUCGAGUGGUUCGGCACUUCCACUUUACGACCUGGCCAGAUUUUGGUGUCCCUGACCCACCACAAACACUGGUCAGAUUUGUACGAGCUUUCAGAGAAAGAGUUGGUCCAGAUCAGAAGCCAAUUGUUGUGCACUGCAGUGCUGGUGUUGGGAGAUCUGGAACUUUCAUUGCCUUGGACAGGAUAUUAUUCAGCCUUCGGACAUCUGACUAUGUGGAUAUAUUUGGUAUUGUUUAUGAGAUGAGGCGAGAAAGAGUAUCUAUGGUACAAACUGAGCAGCAGUAUAUAUGCAUCCACCAGUGCCUUCUAGCUGUUUUAGAAGGAAGAGAAAACGAACACCCAGUACAUGAAAUUCAUGAUAACCAGGGUUAUGAAGAUGAUGAAGGGAUAGUGGAGUCGGGUAUGUGACAGGAGGCGUAUGGGUUGCAACCACUUGCAACCUAUACUAAAUAUGGAAAUGACAUGAGUAUUGGACCAGACAGACCUUGAAAACUUGUCCUAAGAAAAAAGAGUUCAGGAAUAUAAGGAAAAUUGUAUUUUUUAUAAAGAUGAUUUCAACUACUUCAACUCAAGUACUGUAUCAGAUAAAACUAAUUUAGAUCUAUAUGGUUGUUUGUAAUUAAUUUACCAUUUCUGAAGUGCUCUAUAUAGAGUGAUGGGAAUCUGUGUGGUUAGUUUUUAGUAGGAAUUAAUAGGCUAAAUUAUCAUUUAGCUAAACUGAAUAUUGGUUUAUAAUUUUUGAAAAUCAAAUUUUAUUGAAAAUGAACAGUAUACCAAUAACCCCUUUGUAAAUAGUGAAAACUGGAAUUCAGUAUAGUCAUAUUUGUUAUAUGUAUAAUUGUGCAAUUUAAUGUCAGUGAAGAAAAAUGUAACCAUAGCAAGUAAAACAAGUGCCAUUACAUUUGAGAGAAAGUAAGAGGUAAUGAUUCCGUCCUCGAAUAUUUUAUUUUAUUCUUUUCACAUAAUUGUAAAAAGCCACCUUCUAACAUUCUUUCUCUCCUUCAUCUUUUCACUCUUUUCUUUAUGAUAGUGAAGCGUGUUCAAAUACAUCAUGGCAUUAUUGUUGUGGAUAAUACCAUUUUAUAUGUAAAUGAAAUGUUGCAACAGUGCCUACAGGUACAUGACUACAGGUGAUGUAGAGUAGCUUCAGAUUGUAUAUGUAUUAACUUAUUGUUUGUUUUUGUAAAUAUAUUAUAACUAUUUUUUUAAGUUUAUACUUGCAUAUUGAAACCAUUCAUGUAAAAUGAGGGUUUGAUACUGGGGCCACAAAAUGAUAUAAAAGAUAUGGAUUAUGGUUUUAUGGAUGUUGUUGUAUAGGUUAUAUGUAUAUAUGUGUACAUUAUUUUUUUGUGUAUUUUUAUAUUUUUUAGGACUUUGUUAUGACUAUCCUCUUAUGAAAGCUGAACAUUUCAUGUAAGUAGAAUCAGCUGUGUUAGAGGAUUCCGUUAGGGUUCACUUGUGUAAAAUCAAUCAUAAGUAAGUAAUUGACGUACAAGAGUUUUUGUUAAUAUUUUCUAACAUGGGAAAUAUCUGUGUGUUCUAUUUUUGUCAAAACACUGAAUACUCUAUCAAAGUGUGUUUGAUUUUCAAAGCAUCAUAUAGCUUGAUGUACAUGUCUUUUUGCAAUUAACAGUUAACAGGUCUUUGCAUCUGCUUACCUCAUGAUUAUGCUCAAUGAUCAAAGCUUCCCUGUGAGUUGUUUCAUUUGUAAUUCAUGUACAAUGUUUGUAUUGAUUUUUAAAACCCAGUAUAUAUUUGUGCAUACAAACUUGUGUAUAUAUGAAUAUGCAUGAUUGUACACAUAUUAGUAUGCGAAUGUGCAUUUAUACAUAUACACUUUAUUUUUCUAGAGAAUAUUACUAUAAUGCAAAUAAGAAAUUUCAGUGUAGAGUAUCCACAGGGUAAAGGAAUAAAGGACCUGCUCUCCUUUAGGACCCAGUGAUAUAUCUUCUCUCUCUUUUGGCUUCAUUGGAUUAGCCAUGUAUUUUUUUUUUUAAUCUGAGCAUCUGUUGGUUCUUUAUGAAAUAUGCUAUUAGAGGAACAUAUGACAGUUGUAGUCAGUAAUUCAAAAAAACGUAUUCCAACUGGUUAUGAAUUUACUUCAGGUUUAGAUUUCAGUGAAUUAGACUACUUGUUUUAUUAUCUUUAUUACUAUUAUUUAUAUAUUUUUUAUUUCAUUAGCAGUAUUAUUAUUAUUGUUAUUAUUAUCAUCAGUAUUAUUGUUAUUGUUAUUUUUAUUAUCAUUAUCAUUAUUGUAAUUAUUUUCAUUAUUAUUUUUUGUUGUAAAACAAAUCUAAUUAUAGUUAAAUAUUAAUUUUAUUAUGAUUUUCAUGCUUAUGACUAUGGGUAUGAUUAUUAUGAUUAUUAUUAUUAUUAUAAUUAUUAUUAUUAUUAUAAUAAUAAUUAUUAUUAUUAUUACUGCUACUACUAUUAAUACUCCUACUAUUAUCAUCAUUUCCUUUACUAUUAUUAAUAUUAUUUUUACCAUCAUUAUUUUUAUUAUCAUUAUUGAUAUUAUUUUCAUUAUCAUUAUGUUCAUAAUAUUUUUUUUUUCUUUAUUAUAAGCAAUUGUUGUAAAUAGCAUAAGAAUACUAUGAAUAGCUGGCUGUCUCUUACUUAACACCUGAAAUUUUAAGCCACGUUAAGGCUUGCUGACUUGUAUGUGUGCUAAGCCUUAUUUAUACAUAAGGUUUAAAAAGUGAAUGUAUGAUGAUGAUUUUUUUUAUAUAUAUAAAUGGAACUUUUUUCUUUUAUAAAGCAAAUAAUAAAAUUAUUACAAGUAAA
Messenger RNA from Penaeus indicus, 7277 nucleotides. RefSeq names its product tyrosine-protein phosphatase 10D-like. The record is from RefSeq and is a predicted model, not a curated record. The transcript has 29 exons. Gene Ontology annotation, molecular function: protein binding; protein tyrosine phosphatase activity. Bases 306 to 4901 code for a protein of 1531 amino acids. Gene Ontology annotation, biological process: protein dephosphorylation. NCBI's taxonomy places the organism in Eukaryota, Metazoa, Arthropoda, Malacostraca, Decapoda, Penaeidae.